Molecule: messenger RNA, 1552 nt
Organism: Daphnia magna
Lineage: Eukaryota; Metazoa; Arthropoda; Branchiopoda; Diplostraca; Daphniidae
Exons: 7
Coding region: 1-1044 (347 amino acids)
Molecular function (GO): protein binding
Source: RefSeq, a predicted model, not a curated record
AUGAUUCAGAUUUUCAAAGCAAGUUUUUAUGCGUAUCUGUUGAAGUCUCUUUUAACAUUCAGUGUAGCACUUGGUAAUAUAUCGCAUUUGGGGCACUUGCGCACCCAACAGGAAGAUGUGAAAUUUUCUUCAGACGGCGAUUUUCAACAAUCAUCCACCAAUUGUCGCAUCAGUUCAAAGGAGCUCUUAGCUGCUGCUGAAUCCACGGCUCGUUCAAUUCUUCAGGGAAUAUGUAAUCCACGAGAAAUUGAAGAUCGGCUCCACAACAUAGAAUCACAAAUGGCAGAUCAACUUAAUGUCAUAAAAACCAUGAUACUUAACAUUGAAGAUAAGUUGGCUCAACAAGAUAGCCAAUACCGACGAGCUAACCGAAAACUGCACGGUGUAGUUGCAGAAUUGAGUGAAUCUGUGCAGGCUUGCACAAAUCUGCAAUUCUCGGCAAGCAACUCAAACCACGUCGAGUCCUCACAUGCAACAAAUCACGAGAAACAAGGGCCGGCAUCUCCAUCACUAUACAGUUCACCUCUAAACAGAACUACUGGUAAUGGGUUGUUCCUGAACGGUGGCGUGAAAAGCACGGGAGCCGAUCCUGACGAAGAAGAUGUACUGAACCCUAGGCAAGACGAAAUAGAUCGAUUUAACAGUUCAAUUCAUGUUGAAAGUGGGAAACGAGUAUUCAGCUAUUUCUGGAAGGUCACUGACAUGGAAUACAAAUUAAAGAGUUGGGGACCUCGCCGUUCUCUGCGUUCACCAAGUUUCUACAUUUUUGAGUACGGUUAUAUGAUGUACAUGAGAUUGUUUCCCCGACAAAACGGCCAAAAUGUUUACACUCAUGUUGGCUUAACUAAGGGAGAUUACGACGAGGCAUUAGAAUGGCCGUUUAUUUUGAAACAUCGUGUAUCUAUUCUUGACCAAGCAUCUCCUCCUUUUCAAGACAUUGUUUCAAGAGUUUGGGACCCAAAGGUAAUAGGAGCUGUAAAAAAUAGGGAAUAUAAAAACAUCACAAUCAAGCCUCCGUGUAGUUUGCGUUUUCUGAUAUCUUAACAAAAGGAAAUGUCUAUCCACAAAAAAAUCCUCAAGAGUGUAAAGAUAUACUUGCUACAAGUUUAAAUAAUCCUUUUACAAUUCAUACACGCUAAGGCUAGAUCUGCAGUGAUGCAAUAAUAUAUACACCAGAUAAAGCGGAGCGGUGCUAUGAUGUAACUACAACCUUCCCUGCUAGCUCGCUUACAUCUCAACAACGCAUUCUCGCUAUCCAUGUUGGACGAUUGGAUAUACACUUUGGUCAUCCAUCGUACGUGGAGUAUCCGUCUUAAUGUCAUAUGUCUCUACGUCGAAAUGCUACGUUUAUAGGAUAUCCAAAUUGAUAAAAUGUGGACGUAUUUGAAUAUCAAAAUUGACCGCAGUGGAUGUCGUAAGCAUAAAAUCCGGAUGUAGCUGAGACGCUGUUUGUCCAUGUUUUGGACUGCCUCCCCUACAUCCAUUUUAGACAAAAUUUGUACAUUCAAAAUUCAUUGAAAUUGAAAUAAAGAAUGCCAAGAAUUUAAUUUAA